Anguilla rostrata (American eel) is the source of this 4552-nucleotide messenger RNA. RefSeq names its product leucine rich repeat containing 53 (gene lrrc53). The transcript is spliced from 5 exons. Bases 371 to 4165 code for a protein of 1264 amino acids. Gene Ontology annotation, cellular component: plasma membrane. NCBI's taxonomy places the organism in Eukaryota, Metazoa, Chordata, Actinopteri, Anguilliformes, Anguillidae. The record is from RefSeq and is a predicted model, not a curated record. Gene Ontology annotation, molecular function: protein binding.
UUUGAACUAUAGGAUUAACUUACAUAUUUUUGCUCUGCCCUGUAUCUGAAAGUAACGAUAUGGGAAACGCAAUGAUUUUGAGGCUUGAUUAAUUUUAUGUUGGUGUUCUCAAACUCCCUUGCUUUCAAUUGCCAGUAGUGACUGUUACAUCAGCCCGAGAAUGUUCAGUUAAGAAUGUUCUAAUUACAUAUUUGUGAUAUGCAUGUUGAAGGAUUAACUACUGUACUCCACAGUGCUCCUCUCCAAUGUUGAACUGCUACCCUCAGGAGAAGUGAUGUUGCCCACAGUUUCAUCUGCAAUAGCCCGCAGACUUGUUUUCUUAAUCUGGGAGUACACAUGAGGCACCAUGCAACAUUUUGAAUAGCAAAUCAUGAGAGGUUUUCUCCUUGUGAUGCUGAUGUCAUUCACAUAUGUCAGGCACAUCACUUCCUGUCCCGCUUCCUGUGUAGUGUGCUCGGAGGAUGCCAUCAUCUGCCACAAGCUCUCCAACAUCAUAGGAGUUCCCGAGACCACUAAGGUCUUGAUGCUCACAGACGGGCAGAUCAACUCUGUGGGCAAUGGCAACUUCUCGGACCUGUCGAACAUGACCAUGCUGGGCCUGAGCAACAACGCCAUCGCCAACAUCACGGAGAGCGCCUUCCGGAACCUCACGGUCCUCAGGGUGCUGCUCCUGGACCACAACCUCAUCACGAGCGCGUCCAUAUUCAGCUCCACGUUCAGCCAGCUCUGGAGCCUGGAGAUCCUGCAGCUGGGGAACAACGCCAUCCGUGUCAUCGACGGCGGCUGGUUUCGCGACCUGAGGACCCUGCUCACCCUGCAGCUGGAGGGGAACCUCAUCACCAGCCUGGGGUCCGCCACCUUCCGGUCCGCCGACCUGGAGAACCUGGAGACGCUGGACCUGUCGGACAACCUGAUCGAGCACGUGGGCCGCGGAAGCUUCCGGGCCCUGCCCCGGCUGCGCAGGCUGGACCUGUCCCGGAACAGCCUGCGCACGGCCCCGGACGCCUUCUCCUACCUGGCCUGGCUCUCGGCCCUCAACCUGGACCACAACCGGUGGAACUGCACCUGCGAGCUGCAGGAGCUGUCCGCCUUCCUCAGCAGCUACAUGCAGGCCCCGGACAAGGUCCUGUACAACGGCAGGCAGCUGGUCUGCCUGAGCGCCGCCAACCCCGCCGUGCACACCGUGCUGCAGCUCACCGAGGCCAACUGCGUGCCGCCCAACGAGAACAUCACCGUGGUGAUCGCCGCCAAGGGCAGCAUCUCAGCCCACCAGUACGCCAGGGACGUCUCUUUGGCCGCGUUGUUCUUCUUCGCCGGGGGUGUGGGACUAACAGUGGGAGUCCUGUACAUUUUUUACUCCAAACUGGAGCUAAAAGGAGCCUUGAGCGCUUGGAGGGACAGGAACUGGGACGAUGAAGGAGGCGUUCACCUCGGCGGGGCCGUCCAAAAUCGAGGGCUCCCGGAGUGGAGCUUCACAGGGGACGGCAAGACACAGGUCCUCUCCAUAACCCACCCAGGGCAGGAGACCAAGCUGAUGAGUCCAAACAACAGGGAGCUGUCGAACCAGGGGCCCUGGCUCAGAGACGGGGUCCCAUCUGGCCUGGGGCUAGCUGUUCCAAAGCACAAUUUCGUCUGCCAUCACUGCAGUCCAGACUUGGGAGGUCAGGGCCAAUAUCAGAGACAAGGUGGCCGAAGCUCUUUGAACAGGCAAGAGGAUGUCCUGUACCAUCGCAUGGAUUUGGAACAUUUCACAGGAGAUAAACAGCCGUUGAGUCACAUUCGCCACCCACCGCCCUUCCGCAGAGAUGCACCCACUCCGUUCACCGCUACACACGGUGAAACGCAAACGAGCGGAACUCGUAGGGACUUCGGUGGCGGUUACUCCCGCCAUAAUGGCCAUGCCCAGACCCAGAUCCAUACUCUGCCAGACUAUCUCACCAUCCACUGUGCACACUGUCUCAAAACCCACGAGUACAGGCAAGCUGGGAGUACCGUCAGGACUGCCGAAGUGGAGACCACCAAAGAAGGAACUCUCGAGACCAGGUAUUGGAGGACGGGACUGUCGGAACCGAAUGCACAACCAUUCAGAGAGACGGGCCUUAAUGACAAAGAAGGACAUGCAGGUAUGGAGGGUCACGGUAGACAACCUCAUAUAUGGAAUCCUGGAACUAGCAUACCCCUGCAGAGGACUGUGACUUUUAACUUAACAGGGUCUGAUGCGCACAUGAUCACCGCCCCCAAGAAGAAAUCUCUCAAGGUCGAAGGUCAUAAGGUAAGAAGUUCAGAUGUUCAAAAGCGCAAAGAAAAGUACAGGCUAAGUAACGAAAAGGCCGGCAAAGGCAGCAAGCAUGAGAAAGGACCCCAUUUAAAGAGACACAAGCAAAGAGUUCAGUGGUCUAACGGUUUAUUGAAAGUAAAGCUCAACCUGAAUCCCUUUCGGAAAAAUAGAGUCCACCCCAAAGAACACGUCAAACAGGAGGAUGUGCAGUCAGAGCUGGAAAGAGCAGGCACAGAGGCUAAAAAAUCCAAGCUGAGUUCCAAAGACGGAAAGAUACUCAUUAAACAUAGCAUGGAUAACCAUGCUGUGUCAGAAGGAAAGAGAAGAAGUAGUAAGGUAUCCAAGACAGACCAUGCCGAUCAUGCAAAGAAGCUCAGCCAAACAACAUCGACUAAACAAUCACAUGACCUCUCCAUACAGAGGGUUAAAUCUUCCAGGCCGAAGGCCUCCAGAAAAAUUGAUAGAGUUAAGCACAGGAGUAAGCAGGAGUCACAUGAUUUCGAGGCUGUGGAUCAAGAGGUAAGUGAAUCACACAGUCUUCAAAGGAAACAUACAAAGAAAAGAAGACAACAGGAUUUGUCACUGGAAGAUGAUGCAAGGGAAUAUGAGGCAAAUCUUGUGAAGUCACAAGAAGAAAAUUCUCUGUCACUUUCAAAGUCUUCAAAAAGGGGUAAGAAUUCUCGAAAGACUGACGGAAACAAUCAAGAAAGUUCAGCAGAGCUAGAGGGGAAAAGACAGCCUCAGACUGUGAACGUCACACACAAAACAUCAGUUAAAGACGAUUCAAAUGAUGAGACAAGAACACUGGAGUUAAAAGCUGAAGAGCCUUUAGCCAGCUGUGGUGUGGCGAUGUUACAGGAAAUGGCACCCAAAGAAGUCUCGAAUGAAGAUCAACCAGCCAACCUGGAGUUAAGGGAUGCAGAGGAAACACGGCUUGCGCAAGGCGGGACUUCUUUAGCAACUGAAAAAUUGCAUCGUACAGAUGUAACUGAGGAAUCUCUGAGACCCUCUCCGAAUUUGUCUGUGCUCCAAACCCAAGUGCACUCUCCUGAUACAAGUCCAACUCAAGAAGCACAGCGUGCUCACAUGCUGGACCUCGGAGAUGCCCUCGUGGAACAAAAACCUCAAAACACAGAAAACGGCAAGACAGAGUCCAUUCAUGGAGAAGAUCAAAGCGUCAUUCAAGAGCAAACAGCUUUCACUGCAGACGAGUCUGGGAAAGAAUUGGCCAAUACAAUGUCUGUGGAGGGUGGAACCAAACAAUCUUCCUCUGAUUCUGUUGAUUCUGUGAGACCAACACCGGGGGACCAGGAUGAGCAGCACAUUCUGGAAGGGGGCCUGGGACAGGAGGAACCAAAACCGCUGUCUGACCAAGGAAGCACUGACAUGCUACCUAAUCAGGAAUCAGAGGGCAAGAUCAUGGACACAUUGACUGUGGAGGAAGAACCCAAAAAGGAGAAUGCUCCUCUGCUCGACACCCUUCAAGGAGACAACUCAGAUGGGGCGAUGGUGACAGAAGUUCCAGGUACUAGUCCACAAGCCAUUGCAGGACCUGCACCUGCCCUUCCACAGUCACUCAGCACAGAGCCACUUGCGCAUGCAGAGACGGGUGGAAGUUCACUUGGUGACUCGUUGGCUGCGCCAGAUUCUCAACCUGUUCCGGACACCUCAGAUCAAACGACAAUGGGUGGGCCUGGGCCUACCAGCCUUUUGGAUGAGGAAAACCUCUCCAACAACAACAGCAUGACGCCAGACUCACCCCAUCCCAUCAUUAUCCAAGAAUACUUGUCAUCAGCGGCUGGCUCUCCGAAAAGAAAGCUCCGCCUCAUUCUUCCUGAGAGACCAAGGAGCCGACCUAUCACUCCCCUCGACAGGAAAAUACGAUAGACCAGAGGGCUAAUAUUUAUAUAACCUAGGACAGGUCUAUCUCUUUGUAACCGUCCUCAUGAUCUAAUGUUGUUUUUCAGUCAAAUAAUGGCCAUAUGUUUAUUGGAAGAAUGUAAGGAUCAUGCAUAUAUGUACCUUUGUUUUAUCUGUAAAGAUUAUUUGUAAUUAAAUUAUCUACAAGAACCCCAUGACCUUGAAUGUCAACAACAUUUUGAAGACAUGCAGACUUAAGAUUAAAAAACAGUUAAAUAUAUAUUCAUAUUGCUUGUGCAAAAUGCUGUAUAUUUAAAAUAUUGGACUUUUAGGCAAUCCCCGUCUUUGUGUUAAUAUCAAUUUCACAUUGUGUUGAUUAUUUUUUAUGGCAUAUAACAUGUGUAUGUUCUUUUG